This is a messenger RNA of Brenthis ino (lesser marbled fritillary), 1683 nucleotides long. The record is from the annotation of a GenBank genome assembly. NCBI's taxonomy places the organism in Eukaryota, Metazoa, Arthropoda, Insecta, Lepidoptera, Nymphalidae.
AUGUGGGAGUUGCUCUUGUUUGUGAUUGGCGUUUCUUGCGCCGACAUUGUGGAAACUAUUGGAACUGCUAAUGAAACCACCAACGAUCACAAUAACUCACGUAGCCUUCAAAAGAAUGGUGUCCCCGAAGAGGAUAUAAAGAACGUCGUUGUCACUGAACACGGGCCUGUGCGUGGAUACGAAAACAAUGGAGUUGUACAGUUUUUUGAUAUCCCAUAUGGACGCUUUAGCGCUGAAGGACGCUUUCAAAAUUCUUCGAAACCAGUACCUUGGGUAGCAAUACAAGAGAAAACCGAGCACACUUCUCGAUGCCCUCAAAUUAACAUUGAAAAUGCGUAUAUUGGGACUCCUGAGUGUUUAACUUUAAGCGUUUUUAAACCUCAAAGCGCUGAGUCGUCUGGCGUCCUUUUCUAUAUACACGAUAGUAAUUUCAGUAAUGGGAGCGGUGAUCCGCAGAAGUAUAUCCCCAAAAACUUAGUAUCUAAAGAUUUAAUUGUUGUCUUACCUAACUACAGAUUGGGACCGUUGGGAUUUUUGUGUUUUCAAAACAGAACUGCUCCGGGCAACGCCGGCCUUAAAGAUUUGUCUUUAGCUUUAAAAUGGACCUUUGACAAUAUUAAGAACUUUGGGGGAAAUGCUUCUAAUAUUGUAGUCAGUGGAUCAGGCGCUGCCGGCGCUAUGGUAGAGUAUUUAUUAUUAUUUAAUGGUUCAAGAAGCUUUAUUUCAAAGGCGAUAGUAGAAAGCGGUUUUACGCUCUCACCGUGGGCGUUAGACAGAAAUCCAUUACGUACUGCAGAGAAAUUAGUGGAUAAGUUACAUACCGCUGGUUCCAGUAUUAAUUCAAUUGAACAGGCAGACAUCGAACAGCUCAUAAGAGCUGCGAAGGAUAUUGAUUUUAGGCCAUGUAUUGAAUCUGAGGCAGGAUUCCUCAAUCACUCACCUUGGGCCCUUCUAGAGAAUCAAACAUUAAAAAUACCCUAUAUGUCAGGAUCAGCGAACGAAGCGGCUAUGGAAGAAGCUUUUCAGCAAACAGAGGAAAGUUUAUCGCAUCUUAAUCUCAACACAUACUUAUUGCUACCAAGUGACCUGAAAUUUGACAAUGAUGAGGAACGGGAUAAAGUUGGAAACCAAGUGAAAAAUCAAUACUUUGGAGAAAAUGACAUAACAAUGGAUAAUAGGAUAAAACUUUCGCAGUGUCUUAGUGAUAGUAAAUAUAUUUAUCCUGGAAUACGAGGCGCUAGACUCCUCAUAAAAGGUGGAUCUACUGUUUUCUUUUACGAGUUUUCCUAUAGUCGAGAGGCAGAUUCAGGUGCUGGACGAGGUGCUUUUAUUAACCUUGUAUUUAGCAAGAUAGAUACCAAUGAUGAAGGUACUUCGUACACUGAAAAUGAAGACAGCAUGAAAACUAAAAUAACAAACAUAUGGGUCAAUUUUAUUAAAACUGGAAAUCCAUCAACAGAUGCCAUCGAAUGGAAGAAUAUGACAGCUGAAGAAGAGUGGUUAUCUAUAGGCAAUGAGUUCGAAAUGCAUAAAGGUUUCCACGCUGAACGGAUGAAGCUAUGGAAUGACAUCUAUGAGAAACACUUCGUUGAGCACAAUAUUGGCCUUGAACUAAAACCAUCGACUUACAUUACAUUAGCGAGCCUAAUAUUUUUAGUAGAUUUCCGCAUAAAAUGUCUUAUA